AUGAUCAAGGAAGCUCCCUCGACCGAGAACCCCCUACAUAUGUCACGACUUCGAAAAGAGCUUUACUUUGUGGCCCUCAUCUACGGAGCCAGUGUUACUGGUGUUGUCGGCCCUGUCCUCGUGCCCGGAUUCAGCCUCGUCGCAGCCUCCCUCAACGUAGGGCUCACGCAAGUAACCUUGCUCAAUGGGGCAUUGAUCAUGGCGCUUGGUGUAAGCGCAUACAUUUGCGCGCCUCUGGCGGAGAUAUACGGUCGGCGCAUCGCUUAUCUUGUUACUAGCCUCAUGUUGGUGUUUAGCUGUGUCUGGGGUGGUUUCGCCAAGACUUACGGUUCGCUGCUGGCAUCCCGCACAUUUCAAGGGCUCGGGAUGGGGGGCUUCUUUUCCCUUGCGGGCACCGUCUCCAUCAACGACCUCUUUCCCGUCAAUGAGCGUGGCCGACGUGCUGGGAUUUGGAACUUUGCCGUCAUUGUCUCUGUCAAUGUCGCGCCCGUCAUUAGCAGCUACAUCAUUACUGCCCUUGGCUGGCAAUGGUCGUUCAAGAUUCUGGCAAUAGCGUUUGCUUUGGCGUUCAUCCUUGUUGUCUUCUUUGUGCCCGAGACAUUGCCCAACAAUAAUGUAGUUGAUGAUCACGAGAUGAGUCGUCCAGAUGCAUCAAGUAUAGCGCUCCGAAAGCUCGACACGGAGGUUGGGAUGGUGCAAGCCCACCCUACAGAUGGUCAAGAUGUCGAGUCGCCUCGCAAGGAUGGGGCCAACCAAAAGAUCCUGGAGAGAAACUUGCUGACACAGCAACCAUUUCUCCGACCACCAAAGUCUGCUUGCAAUGGCUUGGUGCAUCAACUUUUCAUUCUUGUGGCACCUCUCAGACUCUUGAGACAUCCAAUCAUCAUUUGGGCGUGCGCAAUGUGGUCCGUGACUUUCAGCUGGACCAUUAUACAAGGCGCAGUCGCAGAUCAAAUCUUUGAGGCCGAGCCCUACAACCUGUCUGCAACGUCUGUGGGAUUGUUGAUUGGCGUGCCCCCAUUGAUCGGGUCCGCCUUUGGUACCAUUCUUGGCGGGUAUCUCUGUGACCUGCUAGCUCGGAUGAUGGCUUUCCGCAAUGGUGGCAUCUAUGAACCAGAGUUUCGGCUUCCCGUGCUAAUUCCCGGCAUGAUUACCACCGCCAUCGGAUCCUAUGGUUUGGGAAUCGUCCUCGACCGUGGUUUGUCCGUGUGGGCAUCCGCUGUAUUACUGGGCUGUUUGAAUUUCGGUGUUGGUAUGAACUGCACCAGCAUCGUGGCGUAUACCAAUGAUGCAUGCGAAGAAAAGACCGCCGAGGCUUUUGGUGUGGCCAUGCUGGUCAAGAGUGUUUUUGCGUUUGGUCUUACCUUUAUACUCAACGACUACUACAUCGUCCAUGGUGCUUUGGCAUUCUUUGUGACUUGGGGUAGUCUGACUGCAGGUGUAACACUGUUGACCAUUCCUCUCUAUUUGUAUGGGAAGAGGCUGCGUGUGAAGAUGGCAUUGUAG
This is a messenger RNA of Pestalotiopsis fici W106-1, 1506 nucleotides long. RefSeq lists its product as uncharacterized. Lineage: Eukaryota; Fungi; Ascomycota; Sordariomycetes; Amphisphaeriales; Sporocadaceae. Gene Ontology annotation, molecular function: transmembrane transporter activity. The record is from RefSeq and is a predicted model, not a curated record. The transcript has 2 exons. The coding region runs from base 1 to 1506 and encodes 501 amino acids. Gene Ontology annotation, biological process: transmembrane transport.